UUAAAUUGUAAUACCGCUCAAUCAGAAACUGUUCUAGUUGCAUGUUGACGUUGUUGUUAUUCUUAUAAAACAGAAAAAAUAUUUCAAAUCGGUUUGGAAUAUUAUUGAUAUUUUAAAUUUUUUUCAACAACAAAAAUAACAUUUAGUAAAAUAUUGAAAAAAGUUCAAGAUAAUUUAAAAUGGAUGUUAUUGAGUUUUUUUGUAAUAAGUGCUGGAGUCCAAUGAAAGGUUCAAAAUAUGCAUUUUCCAUCACCGAGUGUGGGCAUUUUUGCCAAAAAUGUAUGAAAAAAGCUGGUAAUUCAUGUGCUAAAUGUAAACUAACUGCAGUUAAAUCUUUGGUUUUAAAUCAGCCACUUUGUGCAUCAGUUUCAACACUCUUCAACCCUCUUGUUGAAACAGUUAAUCAACUUGGAGCAUCAACUAAAUUUCAAUUAGGACAGUACCAUAGUCUUAUUGAACGUUACAAAGAAUUAGAGAAAAAAUAUGAAACAUCAAAAAAGUCAUAUUGGCAGUUGAUGCAUCACUUAAAACAGAUUAAUGCAGAUAAAGAAAAAUACAAAACCAAGUUGUCAGAAAAACAAAGACAAAGAAACUAUCAGCCAGGUAAUACCACCAUAUCUCAAGAUUAUGGAUCACCAUUGCAACCUUAUGACAAAAAGUUCACCAAUGGAUUUCCAUAUUCACCACCAAGUACUUUUCGGGGAUCAGUUGAAGACACACCAUGCUCAUCACGUGCGAGUUCAAAUCAAAAUUUCAAGACUCCAGAAUCUUUUAAUUCUGCAUCAACAAUCCAAGGAAGCAGCUGUACUCAGUCACACAUUACCCCUGAUGGUUUUAGAAUCCCACUAAGUACCAGAGUACCCAAAUCAGCUGGUAGAUAUUCAGUAGUUUCUUCAGAAUCGUCUAAUCUUACUCUACCAUUCAGAAAUUUCAAACCCUUUGGUUCUUCCAAUUUCUUUCGUCAACAAUGAUGCAUACUGGAAUUGGUUUUUUUUACCUUGAAUUGCUAAUUGUUUUUGAAUUUUUCUAAGUUUGAACAAAAAAAAACAAUCGAAUUAAUUAAACAUUUCAUUCCAUGAAAAACAUUA
Aphidius gifuensis is the source of this 1088-nucleotide messenger RNA. RefSeq names its product zip homologous protein 2-like. Gene Ontology annotation, biological process: protein sumoylation; homologous chromosome pairing at meiosis; reciprocal meiotic recombination. NCBI's taxonomy places the organism in Eukaryota, Metazoa, Arthropoda, Insecta, Hymenoptera, Braconidae. Gene Ontology annotation, cellular component: synaptonemal complex. The record is from RefSeq and is a predicted model, not a curated record. Gene Ontology annotation, molecular function: SUMO transferase activity.